AUGGCUGCUACUAUCCGUACCGAUCUUCCAGCUCCCAUUGGGGACAAGCAGCUGGAGAAGAAGCCCAUCAAGUUCUCCAACUUGCUUCUCGGCGCUGGUCUCAACCUCUUCGAAGUGACCACCCUCGGACAGCCUCUUGAGGUCGUCAAGACCACCAUGGCUGCCAACCGAGGUGACAGCAUGGCUGCGGCUUUGGGACGCGUCUGGGCCCGUGGUGGUCCCCUAGGCUUCUACCAAGGUCUUAUUCCCUGGGCCUGGAUCGAAGCUUCCAGCAAGGGCGCCGUCCUUCUCUUCGUCGCCUCCGAGGCCGAGUACUAUGCCCGUGUCGCUGGUGCCUCUGAGUUUGGCGGUGGUAUUCUUGGUGGUGUCACUGGUGGUGUUGCCCAGGCUUACGCCACCAUGGGUUUCUGCACCUGCAUGAAGACGGUCGAAAUCACCAAGCACAAGAUGGCUGCCACCGGUGUCAAGCCUCAGUCUACCCUCCAGACCUUUGCUGAGAUCUACCGCAAGGAGGGUAUCCGUGGCAUCAACAAGGGUGUCAACGCUGUCGCUAUCCGACAGAUGACUAAUUGGGGUAGCCGAUUCGGUCUCAGCCGUCUCGCUGAGGGCUGGAUCAAAUCUUUCACUGGCAAGAAGGAGGGCGAGAAGCUGUCCGCUGGCGAGAAGGUCAUCGCCAGUGCUCUUGGUGGUGGUCUCAGCGCGUGGAACCAGCCCAUUGAGGUCAUCCGCGUCGAGAUGCAGAGCAAGAAGGAGGAUCCCAACCGCCCCAAGAAGAUGACGGUCGGCAACACCUUCAGGUACAUUUACGAGACCAACGGCAUCAGGGGUCUUUACCGUGGUAUCGCUCCCCGUAUUUCUCUUGGUAUUUGGCAGACUGUCUGCAUGGUUGCUUUUGGCGAUAUGGCGAAGACUUAUGUUGAGAAGCUGACCGGCGAGUCGGUCACCGCUAAGCAUUAG
Molecule: messenger RNA, 957 nt
Organism: Fusarium tjaetaba
Lineage: Eukaryota; Fungi; Ascomycota; Sordariomycetes; Hypocreales; Nectriaceae
Product: mitochondrial DNA replication YHM2
Exons: 3
Coding region: 1-957 (318 amino acids)
Biological process (GO): mitochondrial citrate transmembrane transport; alpha-ketoglutarate transport
Cellular component (GO): mitochondrion
Molecular function (GO): tricarboxylate secondary active transmembrane transporter activity
Source: RefSeq, a predicted model, not a curated record